AUGCCUAAUAGAAAUUCAGAAGAAGGGUCAUAUUACGAUAUUAGCCCAGAAGAUAUUUGUCCCGCUGGCGGGAUACACGAUUACCGUAAUACUCUAACAUAUUAUUUCGCUUUUUGGGACAAACUGUUAUUCGUACGAAACCAAGGUGAAAAGCGGUGCUUGAAAUGCAAGCAAACAGAGAAUCAAGCCAAAAUGUCGGUUGCUUUGGAGGAUUACGAACAACCGUCGUCAACAAAUACACGAGAUACUAAUCCGUCAAACGUUCCUUCUAUGCCACAGCCGCCUGCUUAUGCGCAGACAAGGGAAGAGAUGCGGAAAUAG
Messenger RNA from Paraglomus occultum, 321 nucleotides. The record is from the annotation of a GenBank genome assembly. Lineage: Eukaryota; Fungi; Glomeromycota; Glomeromycetes; Paraglomerales; Paraglomeraceae.